UUCCUGGGCCACAGCGGCGAUGUGAUGAGCCUGGCCGUCUCGCCCGACUUCUCCCUCUUCAUCUCAGGGGCGUGCGACGCCACGGCCAAACUGUGGGACAUCCGGCAGGCCCAGUGUCGGCAGACCUUCCUGGGGCACGAGUCCGACAUCAACGCCAUCUGUUUCUUCCCCAGCGGCCAGGCCAUCUGCACGGGCUCGGAUGACGCCAGCUGCCGGCUCUUCGACCUGCGGGCAGACCAGGAGCUGGCCGUCUACGCCAGUGAGGCCAUUCUGUGCGGCAUCACCUCGGUCGCCUUCUCCCGCAGCGGCCGCCUGCUCCUCGCCGGCUACGAUGACUUCAACUGCAAUGUCUGGGACACGCUGAAGGCGGAGCGCUGCGGUGUCCUGUCCGGACACGACAACCGUGUCAGCUGCCUGGGCGUUCCGGAGAACGGGAUGGCGGUGGCGACAGGGUCCUGGGACAGCUUCCUGAAGAUCUGGAACUGA
This is a messenger RNA of Pristis pectinata (smalltooth sawfish), 486 nucleotides long. RefSeq names its product guanine nucleotide-binding protein G(I)/G(S)/G(T) subunit beta-3-like. The transcript has 3 exons. The record is from RefSeq and is a predicted model, not a curated record. The annotation marks the transcript as partial. Gene Ontology annotation, molecular function: signaling receptor complex adaptor activity; protein binding. Gene Ontology annotation, cellular component: cytoplasm; heterotrimeric G-protein complex. NCBI's taxonomy places the organism in Eukaryota, Metazoa, Chordata, Chondrichthyes, Rhinopristiformes, Pristidae. Gene Ontology annotation, biological process: G protein-coupled receptor signaling pathway.